AUGAGAGAGCAGCGUCCUACUGGGACUAAUGGUGAAGCAAACUCCCGUAUCGCAAAUCCUGAAUCGCGGUCGAGAGUCGUAUGCAUCUCUUGCUGCAUUUUGAACACCUUACUAGGAGGCAGUAUUAAUGUCUACUCCUUGUAUGGACCUCGCUUUACCCGAGACUUGCAUCUGGAUCAAUACCAUGUCAACACCAUCUCAACUACGGCCAUGAUGUCUCUGUACAUCUUGGUUCCUGUAUGGGGACGCAUCUGCCAGCUCACAUCGCCACGCCUGCUCUCCUUCAUUGCCGGUAUCUUGUUUGGAACCAGCUACCUGGCGAUUGCAUCAUUGUUCAUAACCCACCACAUAUCUACUCUUGACCAUCCAAGGCCAGCCUUUCUCACUCUGUUACUAGCGUAUAUAUGCAUCGGCGCUGCUACGAGUUCUGUUCUGAUGAGUUCAAUCAUUGCAUGCACGCAGACGCUUGAGAAGUCACCUUACAAGGGGUUUCUGAGCGCUGUGCCGAUCGCCUGUUUCGGUCUCAGCGGGAUACUCGAGAGCAAAGUGGCAGUUCGGCUCUUUUGUCUCCCCAACAAGGACAUAGACUUGGCCAGCUUCUCUUCAUUUCUCGCCAUCGCGCUGUUUUCCACCGGAAUGCUAGGAGCCUGGGGUCUGAAGUCGCCCGAUGAAGUGUUGGACAUUCGAGGGCAUCUCCAGAACUCUGAGGAGAGACAAACUGCGAGCUACGGAGCUAUUGAACCGCAGCAGCUUGAAGGAAACGUGCCAACACCAGACCGAGAUACUCACUUCCCUACAGCUUUACCGAAGGACCCCUUGCUAUGGUGGCUUUCGGUCGCCAACCUCCUCAUCGUAGGCCCGACUGAGGUGUACAACUUGAAUCUAGGGACACUUCUCCAAUCCAUAACAGGCACUGACUCUGUUGCGAACCAAAUAUCACACCAUGUUGCUCUUCUCGCCAUUGUGUCAACUGUUGCACGGUUAAGCGCUGGUGCUUUGUCAGAUUGCCUCCAGAGGGAGAGUAGCUCGACGGCCGAAGAGCAGAAAUACAAUUUGGUCUCCUCUCCCUUCGUCCUAUUUCUAGCUCCUGCAGCAUUUGAUGUCCUCGGCUUCUUGACACUUGGAACGACGGUGGCCAGGUUCCCCAAAGCCAUAUCUCUGACGUCUGCUUCGGUUGGUCUAAGCUACGCCAGCAGCCUGUCUCUUCUCCCAGUCACGCUCUCGAUCUGGGGAACAUCACAGUUUCCCCUUGCAUGGGGCAUCAUAUCUCUGGCGCCGGCAAUGGGAAUUGGGGCAUUCGGUUACCUGUACUCGGUCGCUUACCAGCAUGGAAUGGAGAGGGGCGGUGGAGUGGCCGGAUUCUGUGUUGGCGCGUUGUGCUAUACACCGUGGGCCAUAAUCUGUGCCCUGGCAGUAGGAAUGUCUAUCGUCUGCGUUUUGAUGGCUUGGUUGAUCUUGUCUAACAGGAGGCACCGGUAA
Molecule: messenger RNA, 1479 nt
Organism: Fusarium keratoplasticum
Lineage: Eukaryota; Fungi; Ascomycota; Sordariomycetes; Hypocreales; Nectriaceae
Exons: 3
Coding region: 1-1479 (492 amino acids)
Cellular component (GO): membrane
Source: RefSeq, a predicted model, not a curated record